Rana temporaria (common frog) is the source of this 4839-nucleotide messenger RNA. RefSeq names its product solute carrier family 39 member 1 (gene SLC39A1). Gene Ontology annotation, molecular function: zinc ion transmembrane transporter activity. The transcript is spliced from 4 exons. Gene Ontology annotation, biological process: zinc ion transmembrane transport. The record is from RefSeq and is a predicted model, not a curated record. Gene Ontology annotation, cellular component: plasma membrane. Bases 16 to 1083 code for a protein of 355 amino acids. Lineage: Eukaryota; Metazoa; Chordata; Amphibia; Anura; Ranidae.
UCCGGGUGUACCAAGAUGGCGGCCGCUCAGAGCAUGCGCUCUUCGGGCAGGAGGAAGGAGGAGCCAAAGGGAAACCUGUGGAGAGACUUGUGUGAGUCCGGGCCGUCAGUGGUGAUCACUCCGGGAGCUGGUGCCACCAUGGAAGGAGACCUGGCCAGGCUUGUGUGGAGGCCGGGCCUGGAGGCCCCGCCCCCCUCCGUCGUCACCGACCUGGAGAUGAAGAUCGGCUCCCUGGUCACUUUACUCCUCCUGACCCUCAUCAGCGGCCUGAUCCCCCUUUUCCUGCUGCGCCGCCAGGGGAGCACUGACAUCCUGAGUGCCCGUCGCCGAGCGCUGAGCCUAAUCAGCUGUUUUGCCGGCGGCGUCUUCCUGGCGACCUGCCUGCUGGACCUGCUGCCUGACUACCUCUCCGGAAUCAACGAGGCGCUCGGCAAGUUAAAUAUAACGCUCCAGUUCCCUCUUCAGGAGUUCAUCUUGGCCAUGGGGUUCUUCCUGGUUCUGGUUUUGGAGCAGAUCGUGUUGAGCUACAAGGACCAGCCGGGCCUAUCGGAAGAGACUCACUCCCUCCUGGGCUCGGAAGUCCGCCACUCCGGCCCGGAACAGCCGCACGUACACGUGGACGUCAACGCGCACUCGGCGGUGCGGGCGGUCACCCUGGUCGCGUCACUCUCCCUGCAUUCCGUUCUGGAGGGGCUGGCGGUCGGCCUCCUGCGGGAGAGCGGGAAGGUCCUGGAGAUCUGCCUGGCCCUCCUCAUCCACAAGUGCAUCAUCUCCUUCAGCUUGACCUUGAAGCUGAGCCAGGGCCGCCUACGUCCUCGGGUCAUCCUGGGCUGCCUUCUGCUUUUCUCCUUCAUGACCCCUCUGGGCAUCGGCAUCGGGGUGGCCCUGAUGGAGUCUUCCGACCCCUUGCACCAGCUGGCUCGCAGCGUUCUCGAGGGCAUCGCCACCGGCACCUUCUUGUACAUCACCUUCCUGGAGAUCCUGCCUCAUGAACUAAAUUCCGGCGACCAGCGCAUCGGCAAGGUUGUGGUGAUGCUGUGCGGCUUCUCGGUUAUCACCGCCAUCUUGUUUAUCAAGAUCUAGGAUGGGUUAUAUACAGGACAUUUCCAACUUACCCUUCCCCCUUCCAUGAACACUGAUGGCAAAGAUGGAGGAACGAUGGUCACAGAAAAGGACCGACUCGUGAGCAGACCCACCAGGGCUCUUCAUCUACAAGUGUAUCUCCUUCAGCUUGACUUUGAAGAUGAGCCAGGACCACCUACGUCUUCGGGUCAUCCAACGCUGCGUUCUGCUCUUCUCCUUCAUGACCCCUCUGGGCAUCGGCCUUGGGGGUGCCCCUGAUGAAGUCCUCCGACCCAUUUCACCAGCUGAUUCCCAAUGUCCUGGAGGGCAUCACCACCAACACCUCCAUGUACAUUACCUUCUUGGAGAUCCUGCUUCGUGAACAUUGGCAAGGCGGUAGUGAUGCUUUUCAGCUUCUUGGUCAUCACCGCCAUCUUGUUUUAUCAAGAUCUAGGAUGGGUUAUAUACAGGACAUUUCCAACUUGCCCUUCCCCCUUCCUAAACACUGAUGGCAAAAAUGGCUGAACGAUGGUCACAGAAAAGGACCGACUCAUGAGCAGACCCACCAAUGUUCCUUAUCCAAAAUCUUUUUCAGCUUGACCUUGAAGCUGAGUCAGGACCACCUAAGGCCUUGGGUCAUCCAACGCUACUUUCUGCUCUUCUCCUUCUCGACCCCCUCUGGCCAUCAGCCUUGGGGUGGCCCCCUGACGAAGUCCUCUGACCUCUUUCACCACCUGACUCACAGUGCCCUGGAGGGAACCACCAGCACCUUCUUGUAUACUAACUUCUUGGAGCUCCUGCAUCACAAGUUCUGGCAAGGUUGUGGCGACGCUGUGGAGCUUCUCAGUCAUCACCACCAUCUUGUUUACCAAGAUCUAGGAUGGGUUAUAGACAGAACGUUUCCAUCUCACCCUCCCCCUUUCCCAAACCCUGAUGGUCAAAAAAAAGAACCAACCCAUGGGCAGACCCACCUUGGCUCCUCAACCACAGGUGUAUCAUCUCCUUUAGCUUGACCUUGCAGCUGAGCCAUGGCUACUUACAUCCUUGGGUCAUCCUAUGUUGCCUUCUGCUCGUUCCCUUCAUGACCACUCCUGGGAAUCAGCCUUGGGGUGGUCCUGAGGAAGUCCUCUGACUUUUUUCACCAGCUGACUCGCAGUGCCCUGGAGGGCAUCACCACCAGCACCUUCUUGUAUACUAACUUCUUGGAGUUACGAGUUCUGGCGAUCAGCUCAUCGGCAAGGUUGUGGAGCUUCUCGGUCGUCACCACCAUCUUGUUUAUCAAGAUCUAGGAUGGGCUAUAGACAGAACGUUUCAAUCUCAUCCCCCCCCCCUUUCCCGAACCCUGAUGGUCAAAGAAACGGACCGACCCAUGAGCAGACCCACAAUGGCUCCUCAACCAUCUAAAGACCCAAACCGAGUUUAAUUCUGGACUGUAAUCGGCAGUUUCCUAUUUUCUUAGCCCUUCGAAAUGGUGUUGGCUGUUUCUCCUUUGACGAAAAAGAGAACCAUUUUGGAUGGUGGUCCAAUGAAAUUGUGCCAGAUGAUGAGGAUUCGGCCUAAAAACUAAUUCUGUAAAACGGACAUUGAAACAAUCUCACCAUGUUUUAACUUUUGGUUUUAUCCGACCUGGAGGGACCUCAGGAGUCAGUCACCAGUAGGCCUAAAAAAAUAUAAAGUUGGGCACCCAACUUUUUGAAGCUCCUGUCCCUUUUGGCCACCCAUCUUGAAAAUCCAACAAUGAACCCCCCGAUACUCCCCUUCACCUCGCUCUACUGACCUAUCGGAACCUUCAGAAAUAUCAGGUUCUUCAGGUAUGGAGAACAAAGUUAACUGGGGUGUCCCAAGUCUACAACUCGCCCAACUAUGGAGGAGGCCGCCAUGAUGGAUUGGUGGCUUCAUCCUCCUGUAGGGUAGUCAUGUGACGGCACAGCACCGGUUCCAAGUACAGGGAAUUAUGGGAAAGAAGAUAGAGGCAUCAGCCUUGAGGCUUCAUCCUCCUGUAGGGUAGUCAUGUGACGGCACAGCUCCAAGUACAGGGAAUUAUGGGAAAAACGAUGCCGGAAGCUGGCAUGAUGGGUUGGAGGCUUCAUCCCCCUGUAGGGUAGUCAUGUGACGGCACAGCUCCAAGUACAGGGAAUUAUGGGAAAAACGAUGCCGGAAGCUGGCAUGAUGGGUUGGAGGCUUCAUCCCCCUGUAGGGUAGUCAUGUGACGGCACAGCACCGGCUCUAAUUACAGAGAAUUAUGGGAAAGAAGAUGGUGGAAGCCAUGAUGGGUUGGUGGCUUCAUCCUCCUGCCAAAUCUUUAGCGUUAAAUGCUCUGGUCUCGUUUUUUUUUUUUAGUUGGGGAGGUUUCGGACACUACUUCCUGUUCCAGACACACCCCUACUUCCUGUUCCAGACACACCUCCUACGUCCUGUUCCAGACACACCCCUAAUUCCUGUUCUGGUGACACCUCUACUUCCUGUUCCAGACACACCCCUACGUCCUGUUCCAGACACACCCCUACGUCCUGUUCCAGACACACCCCUACUCCCUAUUCUGGUGACACCCCUACGUCCUGUUCCAGACACACCCCUACGUCCUGUUCCAGACACACCCCUACGUCCUGUUCCAGACACACCCCUACGUCCUGUUCCAGACACACCCCUACUCCCUGUUCCAGACACACCCCUACUUCCUAUUCUGGUGACACCCCUACUCCCUGUUCCAGACACACCCCUACUUCCUAUUCUGGUGACACCCCUACUCCCUGUUCCAGACACACCCCUACUUCCUAUUCUGGUGACACCCCUACUCCCUGUUCCAGACACACCCCUACUUCCUAUUCUGGUGACACCCCUACUCCCUGUUCCAGACACACCCCUACUUCCUAUUCUGGUGACACCCCUACUUCUUGUUCCAGACACACCCCUACUUCCUGUUCCAGACACACCCCCUAAUUCCUGUUCCAGACACACCCCUACGUCCUGUUGCAGACACACCCCUACGUCCUGUUCCGGUGACACCUCCCGAUGUGACAGAGUAUGAGCCAAGCCACGAGUUAAUAUUCCAGAUAUGAAUGAGCAACGGCAACGCUAUUGGACAGUAACACCACUAGGACCUCCCCCGAGGUUCCAGCAUUACCCAUUCCUUUCCUCACUGGGGUCACCAGCACAGGAAGUGAAAUCUCAGCAGAGGGGACACCUACGGCAUUUGAAACCUUCCCAGUUGCACAGUUUUGGGCGGAGUUUCGUCAUUUCGGGGGUCUCAGGCCUCAGUGGGAUAGGAGGAGACGUCUACAGUUGACCAAUCGCCAAUCUGAUCGUACGAUCGCCUUUAGAGCUAGAGUAGCGCCAGGGCCUCUGAUUGGCUACAGAUUGAUUCACGUGUCCUCCUAUUAUAUAGAUUAGGAGAUUGUCCAAUCAGAUGGCACGGUGUAUGGCCAGUGUGAGAUCAUAUUAUUCACCAGCACUAACCAAUCCAAUGUAAGGGAUUGCUUUAUUGUAUCGGAUUAAUUCUACUAGUAUUAGUUUACCUUCGUCUUAUAUAUUUUUUUAUUACUUGCACAACGGAUUUCUACAAUUUUAUAAAUUUGCAGUAAAAGAAAAAAAAAAAAGUUAAAAAUAUAAAAAAAAGGCGGAUUUUUUCAGACACGGUAUAAAUAUUUCAUCAUGUUAAAGUACAUUCGUUCUGUGCCAAUGGGGGCAACGUCAGGCGUUAGACUAUUGUUUUUAAUUAUUAUUUUUUUGCUUGGUCGAAUGUUAUUCAUCAAAUAAAAAAUAGUGUGAUAUAUUAAA